CAAUGAACACUUGGGGACUAACUAGACCAGACAGCUUCGAGGUCAUGGCAAGUCACUGGAGUGUCACCCGUUGGGCCGCGCUGGCUCUGCUAUGCUGCUUAGCUGGGAAAGGAGCAGAGGCUCAGAAGGGUUCGUAUCCUCCGCAACCUCAAAAGCCUUCGUACCCUCAGAAUCCUCAAACGCCUUCGUAUCCUCCGCAACCUCAAAAGCCUUCGUACCCUCAGAAUCCUCAAACGCCUUCGUAUCCUCAGCAACCUCAAAAGCCUUCGUACCCUCAGAAUCCUCAAACGCCUUCGUACCCUCAGCAACCUCAGUAUCCUCAAACACCUUCAAACCCUCAGUAUCCUCAAACGCCUUCGUACCCUCAGAAUCCUCAAACGCCUUCGUACCCUCAGAAUCCUCAAACGCCUUCGUACCCUCAGAACCCUCAGCAACCUCAAUUGUCGUGGGAUUUUUCAAAGCCUACAAAACCUCAAUAUCCUAAGCCCCAAACGCCUCCAUCAAAACCUCAAUAUCCUAGGCCCCAAACGCCUCCUUCAAAACCUCAAUAUCCUAGGCCUCAAACGCCCCAACAACCUGGAAAAAAACAAUGGGAUGAUACAAAGACUCCGAAUGUCCCUUCCAAGAGACCAGAGGCCCCUGGAGUUCCCACCCCUAAAAGUUGUGACGUGGAAGUAGCUUCAAGAGUCCCCUGUGGAGCUUCUGCCGUCUCUGCUACUGAAUGUGAGGCCAGAGACUGUUGCUUUGACGGCCAGUCAUGCUACUUUGCAAAAGGAGUGACAGUCCAGUGUACCAAGGAUGGCCAUUUUAUCGUUGUUGUGGCCAAAGAUGUCACCCUGCCACACAUUGACCUUGAAACAAUCUCAUUGUUGGGAGGAGGUCAAGGCUGUACACAUGUUGACUCCAAUUCACUUUUUGCCAUCUACUACUUUCCCGUUACUGCUUGUGGGACUGUUGUCAUGGAGGAGCCUGGCGUUAUAAUGUAUGAGAAUCGGAUGACCUCCUCAUAUGAAGUAGGAGUUGGGCCUCUUGGAGCCAUUACCAGGGACAGCACCUACGAAUUGCUCUUCCAGUGUAGGUACAUUGGCACCUCAGUUGAAACUUUGGUGGUCGAAGUGCUGCCAUUAGACAAUCCUCCUCCAGCAGUUGCUGAGCUCGGACCGAUCAGAGUGGCCCUUAGGUUGGCCAAUGGCCAGUGUGCUACAAAGGGUUGCAACGAAGCGGAGGUAGCCUACACCUCCUACUAUUUGGACUCAGACUAUCCGGUUACCAAGAUACUGAGGGAUCCCGUGUAUGUGGAGGUUCAGCUCCUUGAAAAGACAGAUCCCGCUCUGGUUCUGACUCUUGGACGUUGUUGGGCAACCACUAGCCCCAAUCCUCACAGCUUGCCCCAGUGGGACAUUCUGAUUGACGGAUGUCCCUACACGGAUGAUCGUUACCUCUCCACACUGGUUCCAGUGGACGCCUCUUCUGGUCUACAAUUUCCAAGUCACUACCGGCGUUUCAUUUUCAAAAUGUUUACCUUUGUGGACACCACUGCAAUGGACCCCCUGAGGGAAAAUGUGUACAUUCACUGUAGCACAGCUGUGUGCGUGCCAGGACAGGGUGUCAGCUGCGAACCAUCAUGCAACAGAAAAGGAAAGAGAGACACUGAGGCUGCAGAGCAGAGGAAGGUCGAACCAAAGGUUGUGGUUUCGUCCGGAGAAGUGAUCAUGACCGCUCCUCAGGAGUAAUCUGGGACAAGCUCAGGAAUUCAUCUGGGAACAUUUAGAAUUCAACUGGGAACAUUUAGACAAAACUCUUUGAAAAUCAACAAGGUUGUUGAACAGUAAAUAAAAAUGUCACCCUAAGUAUUUCUAAGUAAGUGAUCUAUAUUCACGAUCUAUAUUCAGCAAUUGAUUCAGUUUUGAAGAUAGGAUGAUCGGUUGAUUUCAGUUCUUUGUAAAAAAACAAAAAAAAAAAAAACAUUUGUUAACUAAAUAACUACAUAAAUUCUCCUACUAUGUCAAAGCAAGCAUGAGAAGACUAACGCAGCAGAAUCAUAUUACUGAGGAGUACUCUUAGUUUAGACUACAAUAGUUUAAAACGUCUGUAUGAAUUAAAAUGUAAAAAAAAUGACCAACUUGUGAAAUUGAUGAGUGUCAAUAAAAACAGAAUAAACAUAUUUAUGUUGAAAUUU
Messenger RNA from Fundulus heteroclitus (mummichog), 2179 nucleotides. RefSeq names its product zona pellucida sperm-binding protein 4-like. Gene Ontology annotation, biological process: prevention of polyspermy; binding of sperm to zona pellucida. Lineage: Eukaryota; Metazoa; Chordata; Actinopteri; Cyprinodontiformes; Fundulidae. Gene Ontology annotation, molecular function: acrosin binding; structural constituent of egg coat. The record is from RefSeq and is a predicted model, not a curated record. Gene Ontology annotation, cellular component: egg coat. The transcript has 8 exons. The coding region runs from base 3 to 1733 and encodes 576 amino acids.